This is a messenger RNA of Mytilus californianus (California mussel), 1086 nucleotides long. RefSeq lists its product as uncharacterized. Bases 49 to 963 code for a protein of 304 amino acids. Gene Ontology annotation, molecular function: nucleic acid binding. NCBI's taxonomy places the organism in Eukaryota, Metazoa, Mollusca, Bivalvia, Mytilida, Mytilidae. The transcript has 2 exons. The record is from RefSeq and is a predicted model, not a curated record.
GAAAAUCAUACGAUCUUUGCCUUUUUAAUGUAAAAACAAAUAUCAACUAUGCCACCAGUAAAACCACCAAGACUUUCAUUGUAUGUAAGAGAACGAAUAAUCAGUUUGCGGAGAGGGGGACAAUCUCUACGCAAAAUUAGACAAACUUUGAUUGACAGUGAAAAUAUUCAGGUGUCCGUUAAUGCUAUUUGUGCAUUUUUAAAACGAUAUCGACAGAGUGGUUCGUUAAAAGACAUUCCAAAGAUCGCAAGCAAGCCACCGAUUCUGAAAAGAAAUCAUUUAAUUUUUAUUGACCAGACAAUUCGUCAAGAUAGGGAAAUUUCUGCCCAGGAAGUAGCUGUUAGUUUACGGCGACGUUUCCAACUUGGAGUCAGUUCAACCACCGUUAAAAGGGCAAGACGGCGUCUAGGAUGGAAGCAUUCUCCAACUCAAUACUGCCAGAUGAUAAGGGACGACAACAAGCCGAAACGACUGAACUUUGCAUUGAGAUGCAUCGCUACAAAUGAAAAUUUCGAUAAUGCAAUCUUCACAGAUGAAACAACAGUAAAAAUUCAGACAUCCACAAAAUACAGUUUUCGCAAAGACGAUGAACGAGUUCCAGCAAAGGGCAAACCAAAGCAUCCCUAUCAGGUUCAUGUUUGGGGAGGAAUCUCCCGUCGAGGUGCCACUGGACUAUUUAUAUUUACUGGGAUAAUGGAUAGUAUAUUUUAUCAGCAGAUUCUUCAACAGACUUUCAUUCCGUUUAUCCAAACAACUUUUCCAGACAACCACCGCCUUAUCCAAGAUAAUGAUCCAAAUAAAAUUGAGAAUGGAAAUGGGGAAUGUGUCAAAGAGACAACAACCCGACCACAGAACAGACAACAGCAGAAGGCCACCAACAGGUCUUCAAUGCAGCGAGAAAUUCCCUCACCCGGAGGCGUCCUUCAGCUGGCCCCUAAACAAAUAUAUAUACUAGUUCAGUGAUAAUGAACGCCAUACUAAACUCCAAAUUGUACACAAGAAACUCAAAUUAAAAAUAAUACAAGACUUACAAAGGCUAGAGGCUCCUGACUUGGGACAGGCGCAAAAAUGCGGCGGGGUUAAACA